Messenger RNA from Rhagoletis zephyria (snowberry fruit fly), 1452 nucleotides. RefSeq names its product transcription factor Ouib-like. Gene Ontology annotation, molecular function: zinc ion binding; DNA-binding transcription factor activity, RNA polymerase II-specific. Gene Ontology annotation, biological process: regulation of transcription by RNA polymerase II. The record is from RefSeq and is a predicted model, not a curated record. Gene Ontology annotation, cellular component: nucleus. Lineage: Eukaryota; Metazoa; Arthropoda; Insecta; Diptera; Tephritidae.
UUUACAAUUUGGCAAUUUACCAGCGCUGCGUCCCUGUUUUAGCAGUUUAAUUGUUUAAGGAUUUGCAGUCAUAUUAACACACAUAAUUGUUUAAAAAUGAGGGAGGAUUCAAAGAUAUGCAGGCUUUGCGCGAAGUCGAUCAACAAUCUAAGCGCAGUGUCACUUUUUGAGAGAAGUCGAAAAUCUCUAAUUCGGAGGAUCUUCCAACUAACUGGUGUCAAGUUGAAAAAUAUCAGCAAUAUUCCAACAGCAAUGUGUUCUGAUUGUGAAACGGAAUUGAGUCGUGCUUAUGAAUUUCGAGAGCAUUGCAUUAGUGCACAGAAGUACUUCUCUAGCGCGAAAUAUAAGACUCACGUUGGUCAGUCUAAGAAAGAAAGUAAAUGUAAUAGUAAAAUAGAUUUCGAAUCUGCUUUAGUUAAAGAAGAGGUGAUGUUAUGCGCGCCAGAAGAUGUGAAAACCGAACUAGAAAAAAGUCUCGAAGAUAUUCCUAAUACAGUGGCGCAUGCCGAUUGUGAAUUUCUGGCACUUAACGAAGAUGAAAUUGCUCAUGCCAGCUAUGACGAACAAGAGUUGGAACCUUUGGAUCAGAAAAUAGAGGACACAACGUACAAACCAGCGCAAAGGCAUACAACAGUAGAAAGUAUUGAAGAAGAAUUGGAAACAACUAUAGGCGACAGUGAGAAGCCGGUUAAAUCUACGUCAACUCGAUUGAGAAAAGUGAGGAAGUGUGAAUCCGACAAAAAUGAUAAAAAGAAAGCUUAUCUUCCAGAAAAGAAACCCAAAGGAAAAGGGAAAAGUAAAGAAAGAAUAUAUGUUUGUGAUCAAUGCGGUAAUCAAUUUAAGUAUCGCAGUCAUUUCUAUUCACACAUUAAAAGGCAUACCGGCGUAAAAUCGGUGCAAUGCGAAGUAUGUCCAGACAAGUUUUUCACUGACGGCGAACUAAAACGUCAUAUGCGUCGACAUACCGGCGAACGCCCGUUCGCUUGCCAACACUGCCAACGCCGUUUCACCGACUACAGCACACGAGUUAAACAUGAACGAACUCACACCAACGAACGUCCAUUCGGGUGCCCGCAGUGUGGUAAAGCUUUUACAACAUCAUAUGUGUUAAAAAAUCACAUGCUUGUGCACACUGGCGAACGUUCCUUUAAAUGUACGCUAUGCGAUAAAUCGUUCCCGCGUCAAACCAACCUCAUUGUACAUACACGUUCUUUGUCACACAAACAACUUGUUGAGCGUGAGCAACAAAAGCUCAUUCAGCAGAAUAGUGGAGAAAUAAGAUAACUUUCAUCAAAACUACAUACUAAAAUGGUUUGCCCCAAAUUUCUUCACAAUGUAUUUUUUUCAACUAUCUGAUAUUUUCAGUCUUCAGAGUCGAAAAUUUCUCAUAUCUAAUUUUUCACUCACUUAAAAAUUUUUUUCUUAGAAAUAAACUUACAAUCAAAUAAAGAA